This is a messenger RNA of Rangifer tarandus platyrhynchus (Svalbard reindeer), 3777 nucleotides long. Lineage: Eukaryota; Metazoa; Chordata; Mammalia; Artiodactyla; Cervidae. The record is from the annotation of a GenBank genome assembly.
AUGAUUACUUCAGAGUUACCAGUGUUACAAGAUUCAACUAAUGAGACUACUGCCCAUUCUGAUGCUGGCAGCGAACUUGAAGAAACAGAGGUCAAAGGAAAAAGAAAAAGAGGUCGACCUGGCCGGCCUCCAUCUACAAAUAAGAAACCUCGAAAAUCACCAGGAGAGAAGAGUAGAAUUGAAGCUGGGGUUAGAGGAACAGGCCGUGGAAGAGCUAAUGGGCACCCUCAACAAAAUGGUGAAGGGGAGCCUGUCACAUUAUUUGAAGUGGUGAAACUGGGGAAAAGUGCAAUGCAGUCUGUGGUCGAUGACUGGAUUGAAUCAUAUAAGCAAGACAGGGACAUUGCACUUCUGGACUUAAUCAACUUUUUUAUCCAGUGUUCAGGAUGUCGAGGUACUGUGAGAAUAGAGAUGUUUCGAAAUAUGCAGAAUGCAGAAAUCAUCAGAAAAAUGACUGAAGAAUUUGAUGAGGACAGUGGUGAUUAUCCCCUUACCAUGCCUGGACCUCAGUGGAAAAAAUUCCGUUCAAACUUUUGUGAAUUUAUUGGAGUCCUGAUUCGACAGUGUCAAUAUAGCAUAAUUUAUGAUGAGUAUAUGAUGGACACAGUAAUCUCACUUUUGACUGGUUUGUCAGACUCCCAGGUCAGAGCUUUUAGGCAUACAAGUACUCUUGCUGCCAUGAAGCUCAUGACUGCUCUGGUGAAUGUUGCCUUAAACCUCAGUAUUCAUCAGGAUAAUACACAGAGACAGUAUGAAGCUGAGAGAAAUAAAAUGAUUGGGAAGAGAGCCAAUGAAAGGUUGGAGUUACUACUUCAAAAACGUAAAGAGCUACAAGAAAAUCAGGAUGAAAUCGAAAAUAUGAUGAACUCUAUUUUUAAGGGUAUAUUUGUUCAUAGAUACCGUGAUGCUAUUGCUGAAAUUAGAGCCAUUUGUAUUGAAGAAAUUGGAGUAUGGAUGAAAAUGUAUAGUGAUGCCUUUUUGAAUGACAGUUACCUAAAAUAUGUUGGCUGGACUCUUCAUGACAGGCAAGGCGAAGUCAGACUGAAGUGUUUGAAAGCUCUACAAAGUCUGUAUACCAAUAGAGAAUUAUUCCCCAAAUUGGAGCUAUUCACUAACCGGUUCAAGGAUCGCAUUGUAUCAAUGACACUUGAUAAGGAAUAUGAUGUUGCUGUUGAAGCUAUUCGAUUGGUUACACUAAUACUUCAUGGAAGUGAAGAAGCUCUUUCCAAUGAAGACUGUGAAAAUGUUUACCAUUUGGUGUACUCAGCACAUCGCCCUGUUGCUGUGGCAGCUGGAGAAUUCCUUCACAAAAAAUUGUUUAGCAGACAUGACCCACAAGCAGAAGAAGCAUUAGCAAAGAGAAGGGGGAGAAACAGUCCGAAUGGGAACCUUAUUAGGAUGCUUGUCCUUUUCUUUCUUGAAAGUGAGUUACACGAACAUGCCGCCUACUUGGUGGACAGUUUGUGGGAGAGCUCUCAAGAACUGUUGAAAGACUGGGAAUGUAUGACAGAAUUGCUAUUAGAAGAACCUGUUCAAGGAGAGGAAGCAAUGUCCGACCGUCAGGAGAGUGCUCUUAUAGAGCUAAUGGUUUGUACAAUUCGUCAAGCUGCUGAGGCACAUCCUCCAGUGGGAAGGGGUACCGGCAAGAGAGUGCUAACUGCCAAAGAAAGGAAAACUCAAAUUGAUGAUAGAAACAAAUUGACUGAGCAUUUUAUUAUCACACUGCCUAUGUUGCUGUCAAAGUAUUCUGCAGAUGCAGAGAAGGUAGCAAACUUGCUACAAAUCCCACAGUAUUUUGAUCUAGAAAUUUAUAGCACAGGUAGAAUGGAAAAGCAUCUAGAUGCUUUAUUAAAACAGAUUAAAUUUGUUGUGGAGAAACAUGUAGAAUCAGAUGUUCUGGAAGCCUGCAGUAAAACCUAUAGCAUCUUAUGCAGUGAAGAGUAUACCAUCCAGAACAGAGUUGACAUAGCUCGAAGCCAACUGAUUGAUGAGUUUGUAGAUCGAUUCAAUCAUUCUGUGGAAGAUCUAUUGCAAGAGGGAGAAGAAGCUGAUGAUGAUGAUAUUUACAAUGUUCUUUCUACAUUAAAGCGGUUAACCUCUUUUCACAACGCUCAUGAUCUCACAAAAUGGGAUCUAUUUGGUAAUUGCUACAGAUUAUUGAAGACUGGAAUUGAGCAUGGAGCUAUGCCAGAACAGAUAGUCGUACAGGCACUGCAGUGUUCCCAUUACUCGAUUCUUUGGCAGUUGGUGAAAAUUACUGAUGGUUCUCCUUCCAAAGAGGACUUGUUGGUAUUGAGGAAAACAGUGAAGUCCUUUCUGGCUGUUUGCCAGCAGUGCCUAUCUAAUGUUAAUACUCCAGUGAAGGAACAGGCUUUCAUGCUACUCUGUGAUCUUUUGAUGAUUUUUAGCCACCAAUUAAUGACAGGUGGCAGGGAGGGCCUUCAGCCUUUGGUGUUCAAUCCAGAUACUGGCCUUCAGUCUGAACUCCUCAGUUUUGUGAUGGAUCAUGUUUUCAUUGACCAAGAUGAGGAGAACCAGAGCAUGGAGGGUGAUGAAGAAGAUGAAGCUAAUAAAAUUGAGGCCUUACACAAGAGAAGGAAUCUACUUGCUGCCUUCAGCAAACUUAUCAUCUAUGAUAUUGUUGACAUGCAUGCAGCUGCAGACAUCUUUAAACAUUACAUGAAGUAUUACAAUGACUAUGGUGACAUCAUUAAGGAAACAUUGAGUAAAACCAGGCAGAUUGACAAAAUUCAGUGUGCCAAGACCCUCAUUCUCAGCUUACAGCAGUUGUUUAAUGAACUUGUUCAAGAGCAAGGGCCCAACCUAGAUAGGACAUCUGCCCAUGUCAGUGGUAUUAAAGAAUUGGCACGUCGCUUUGCCCUCACAUUCGGAUUAGACCAGAUCAAGACACGAGAAGCAGUUGCCACACUCCACAAAGAUGGCAUAGAAUUUGCCUUUAAAUACCAAAAUCAGAAAGGACAAGAAUACCCACCUCCUAAUCUGGCUUUCCUGGAAGUACUGAGUGAAUUUUCAUCUAAGCUUCUUCGGCAAGACAAAAAGACUGUUCACUCAUACCUAGAAAAAUUCCUUACGGAACAAAUGAUGGAAAGGAGGGAGGAUGUAUGGCUUCCACUCAUCUCCUAUAGAAAUUCUUUAGUCACUGGCGGUGAAGAUGAUAGAAUGUCUGUGAACAGUGGAAGUAGCAGCAGCAAAACCUCCUCAGUAAGGAAUAAGAAAGGACGACCUCCACUUCACAAAAAACGAGUAGAAGAUGAAAGCCUGGAUAAUACGUGGCUGAACAGGACUGACACCAUGAUUCAGACUCCUGGCCCCCUGCCCGCACCACAGCUCACUUCCACCGUCCUGCGGGAGAACAGCCGGCCCAUGGGAGAACAGAUUCAGGAGCCUGAGUCUGAACAUGGCUCCGAGCCCGACUUUUUACACAAUCCUCAGAUGCAGAUCUCUUGGUUAGGCCAGCCGAAAUUAGAAGACUUAAAUCGGAAGGACAGAACAGGAAUGAACUACAUGAAAGUGAGAACUGGAGUAAGGCAUGCCGUUCGGGGUCUCAUGGAGGAAGAUGCUGAGCCCAUCUUUGAAGAUGUGAUGAUGUCAUCCCGGAGCCAGUUAGAAGAUAUGAACGAAGAAUUUGAAGACACCAUGGUUAUUGACCUGCCCCCGUCAAGAAAUCGGCGAGAGAGAGCCGAGUUGAGGCCAGAUUUCUUUGAUUCUGCAGCUAUCAUAGAAGACGAUUCAGGAUUUGGAAUGCCUAUGUUCUGA